AAAUCCUGUAUACCGCAUCGGUGCCCCUGGGCCCCUGCUUGUCCGUCAGACUUUCGCGCUCAAUCAAUCAAUCAAUCAAUCAAUCAAAAGUAAUCUCAGUAUCACGAGUUUCUAUUAUUCUUUCUGGAUAAAGUCGUCUGAGAUACAGUGGCCUUUGUUGUCCCGCCACCUCCUACAACAACAACAACAACCACAACAACCACAAAAACAAGCCCAGUCAUAGCUUGAGAAGUCUCAACAUCACAUCCAUAAACAUGGCAUCCUCAACUACCACCACCAAGACCAAGGAGGAGACGGCCAAGCCCAGAACCCUGGCAGACAUGUCCGAGAGCAUCGACCAGGCCACAUUCGAACAGAUCCUCGAAAUGGACGAGGAAGGCGAACAUGAUUUCAGCAAGGGCAUCGUGUACGGCUUCUUCGACCAGGCCGAAAGCACUUUCGAGAAGAUGGAGACAGCGCUGAAAGAGAAGAAGCUCAGCGAGCUGUCGUCGCUAGGUCACUUCCUCAAGGGCUCAUCAGCCACUAUCGGCCUCACCAAGGUCAAGGACGCAUGCGAGAAGAUCCAGCACUACGGAGCUGGUAAGGACGAAUCGGGAACCAACGACGAGUCCGACGAGAAGGUUUCUCUAGAUAAGAUCGGAAAGACCCUGGAGACCGCGAAGAAGGAUUACAAGGAGGUAGAAGCCUUCUUCCGGGAAUACUUUGGCGAUGAGGAAACGCCCGACUCGCCAAAAGACUCUUAAGCAAUUGCGUGGGGGAAGGAGAAGAAGAAGACGAAGAAGAAGAAUGAGUUUGGAUGGACCCGGUAGAAGAAAGAGAUCGUACUACUGUCUGUUAACUGGAUAUACCACACAAUCACACAUCACGAGAGGGUGGGUGGCAGGCAGUGGAGCAGUGGAUCUGACCACACCACCACACCCUCGCAUCCCAUACACAACAUUCGCAUACUCUCCAUUUCAAUUCAACACAGCUCAAUGAAAUUCGA
This is a messenger RNA of Aspergillus versicolor CBS 583.65, 985 nucleotides long. Its product is annotated as Hpt domain-containing protein. The record is from RefSeq and is a predicted model, not a curated record. Gene Ontology annotation, molecular function: protein histidine kinase binding; histidine phosphotransfer kinase activity. Bases 255 to 743 code for a protein of 162 amino acids. The transcript is spliced from 4 exons. NCBI's taxonomy places the organism in Eukaryota, Fungi, Ascomycota, Eurotiomycetes, Eurotiales, Aspergillaceae. Gene Ontology annotation, cellular component: nucleus; cytoplasm. Gene Ontology annotation, biological process: phosphorelay signal transduction system; phosphorylation.